Spodoptera littoralis (African cotton leafworm) is the source of this 2023-nucleotide messenger RNA. Lineage: Eukaryota; Metazoa; Arthropoda; Insecta; Lepidoptera; Noctuidae. The record is from the annotation of a GenBank genome assembly.
UUCAGAGCACAAAAGAAUGGCUCUAGCUACGGCGUCAGCGACGAUGGAGUCCUCCCAAUCCCUCAUCCAAUCAGAGACGAGGGUUCAGAGGAGUUUCCAGGAGGUCCAGGUCUCAGAACAGAGGACUAUCAAGAAGAAGACCAAGUCCAGACGGCAUAAGGAUGAAGGGAAUAUAUCGGUGUCGAAAAGUUCAGAGAAAUUAUUCAAGAAGAUGAAGGCGGCGACGGACACGGACGCUAUACCCCAGUGCGAGAAGUGCUCCCGGCCAGUGUACGCCAUGGAACGGAUCAAGGCUGAGAAGAGGAUCUGGCAUAAAGAGUGCUUCAGAUGCGUACAGUGCAAUAAGCAACUCACAGUGGAGACCUACCAGAGUGACCACACGACAUUGUACUGCAAGCCCCACUUCAAGCAACUGUUCGAACCCAAACCAGUGGACGAUGAUGACGUCACUGACGCAGCAGCCCCAAAGAAGCACCAGAUGAUAAUUUGCGAGAGUAAUCCAGUCGAGCUGCCGCCAGAUGUCGUUAGAGCAUCAGACAAACCAGACCUUGGCCUCGAGGAACUCUCGCAGCUGGACGUCAAGUCUAAGUUCGAGGUGUUCGAGCGCAAAGCCAAGCAACCUGAAGAACCCCUGCCACAGGAACCCAGGGUGCCGCGCGAGAAGACUGCCGCCAUACUGUCCAAGCUUGCCAAGUUCAAAGCGAAGGGCAUGGACGUCGGUGUGUCUGACGAGUAUCUGAACGGAGUGCCGGUGGAACAGAGCUCCAGCGAGCCCGAAGAAGAUGAAGAAGAUGAAGAUUCAGUGCUAAAGAAAUCAUACAAGCACACAGCCAACCGCGAGCAACCAGUCUCCUUCUGCAAUAUGAGUGAGAUCGUUGGCAAGUUCGAGACUGGACAACACUCCUCGUCCGACAGACAUCGCGAGAGGAAGCAGGAGAUACAGAAUAUUAGGAGCCGACUGUUUAUGGGCAAGCAAGCCAAGAUCAAGGAGAUGUAUGAACAGUCAGUUCUGCAGAGCGAACAAGGGGUAACCUCAGCAGACAAGAUAGCCCGCGAGCUGGAUCUGAACGCGGAAAAGGCGCGCGCCAUCAAACAGAGGUUCGAGAAUGGAGAGGUCUUCAACGAUGAGAACCAACCGCCCAAGAACCGGGAGAUUGAUGAUAGAGCAUUGUUUAAUGAAGGUAUCGGCAAGAAGUCCCGCUCUAUCUUCUUGGAACUGGACGCGAACGCUAAGAGCAUGCCCCCCACCUCCCCCCCACCCGGGGAGGUACCCAAGCGGAAGGAAAUUCCCUUCAUCCCCAAGGACGUGGUGCGCGCGGCCGACAAGAUGGAAGACGUGAAGAUCGAGACGUCCGACAUAUCGGACCGAUUCAAGUUCUUCGAGACUUACAAGCCCAAGAGCGAACGGAAGGAGUUCCGUAUGACGCCGCCCAGGCAGACACAGCGCGCCAAGUCCCCGUCCCCCGAGAUCUACCACGAGCCGAGCGUGGUCCGCAGCGAGGAGGGCGCGGCGGACGCGGGCGUGGCGGCCGCCAGACACACGGCGCGACGCAUGAUACACGUCUUCCGCCAGCUCGAGCACCAGCAGAACAAACCGGACGACGCGCACGGUCCCAAACCUUUGAAGAGGUUUACCCCUCCCCCUCCCGGCGAGAACAACCAUCACGGAGACACAUCCUCCGAGGAGUACUCUUCUGAGGAGUAUGAGGAAGAGGACAGUGAGGACGAGCGUCGCAGAGUGUACCUUGAAGCCAGACAGAGGGACGAAGCUCUUAAGCAGGCUCAGCAAUUAGCUCGCACGAAGAGCUUCCGCGACCGCUUCGAGAACUGGUCGGAGUCGGAACCACAACGCUCGCCCUCCACUGUCGUCAUACAACGACAGCCAGAGAAUGACGAGGAGGGGGAGAGUCAGCUCGAAACCGCUAAGAGCUUGCGUCAGAAGUUCGAGAGCAUGAACGUGACGCAGUCGAAUGUUACAAAAACCUUCGUUCCCAAAGUCAACAGAUUUGUGGUGAGUAAAUAG